Molecule: messenger RNA, 3789 nt
Organism: Oryctolagus cuniculus (rabbit)
Lineage: Eukaryota; Metazoa; Chordata; Mammalia; Lagomorpha; Leporidae
Gene: B4GALT5
Product: beta-1,4-galactosyltransferase 5
Biological process (GO): glycoprotein biosynthetic process; carbohydrate metabolic process
Cellular component (GO): Golgi apparatus
Molecular function (GO): UDP-galactose:glucosylceramide beta-1,4-galactosyltransferase activity
Source: RefSeq, a predicted model, not a curated record
UCUACAAGCUCCCUGAUGAAGAGGAAGCUACCAGGAGACCAGAGCUGCUGCCGUGUGAACACCUACCUCUUCAUGAUGCAAGCGCAAGGCAUCCUGCUGCGAGACAACGUCAGGACGAUCGGGGCCCAGGUGUACGAGCAAGUGGUCCGCAGCGCCUACGCCAAGAGGAACAGCAGCGUGAAUGACUCAGAUUAUCCUCUGGACUUGAACCACAGCGAAACCUUCCUGCAAACCACCACGUUUCUUCCCGAGGACUUCACCUACUUUGCAAACCACACCUGCCCCGAGAGGCUCCCUUCCAUGAAGGGCCCGAUAGACAUCAACAUGAGUGAAAUCGGGAUGGACGCCAUCCACGAGAUCUUCUCCAGAGACCCGGCCAUCAAGCUCGGGGGCCACUGGAAGCCGUCUGACUGCAUGCCUCGGUGGAAGGUGGCGAUCCUCAUCCCCUUCCGGAACCGCCACGAGCACCUCCCCGUCCUGCUCCGACACCUCAUCCCCAUGCUUCAACGCCAGCGCCUGCAGUUUGCAUUUUACGUGGUCGAGCAAGUUGGCACCCAGCCCUUUAACCGAGCCAUGCUUUUCAACGUCGGGUUUCAAGAAGCAAUGAAGGACAUGGACUGGGACUGUCUGAUUUUUCACGACGUGGAUCACAUACCAGAGAGCGACCGCAACUACUACGGAUGCGGCCAGAUGCCGAGGCACUUUGCGACCAAACUGGAUAAGUACAUGUACCUGCUUCCUUACACCGAGUUUUUUGGCGGAGUGAGUGGCUUAACAGUGGACCAGUUCCGGAAAAUCAACGGCUUCCCCAACGCGUUCUGGGGCUGGGGUGGAGAGGACGACGACCUCUGGAACAGGGUACAGAACGCAGGCUACUCCGUGAGCCGGCCGGAAGGGGACACGGGCAAGUACAAGUCCAUUCCACACCACCACCGCGGAGAAGUCCAGUUUCUGGGAAGGUACGCGCUGCUGAGGAAGUCCAAAGAGCGGCAGGGGCUGGACGGCCUCAACAACCUGAACUACUUUGCAAACGUCACGUACGACGCCUUGUACAAGAACAUAACCGUCAACUUGACACCCGAGCUGGCUCAGGUGAACGAGUACUGAGAGGAGGAGACGACACGUUUGCCCCCACCGCCACCGCCGAAGCCGCCUGAUGGCACGUUCCGGGCUCUGCCCAGGAAGAGAGCAGAAGCCGUGCGUCACGCGGGCUCAUGGGGUCCAGGAGAGCGCGUGACCGAGCACACACACAAACGCCUCCCGUGUCCUGACCCGCUGGGACGGGGACCCCUCGUCGGCACCGGCUUCCUGUCCCCGCCCGAUGGACGAUGGGCGUGUGUCCUGCUGCUCCCCGCCCCCACCGGCUCCCCCUGCGUCCUGUCUCAGCCACGGCCUGCAGAGCCCGUGACGACCACGACCGGCGAGCUGCCGGGUCCUGCCCGCCCAGGGACCUUCAGAGCCGCUCGGCCUUGGGAGCAAAGGGGCAGCCCCGCACAGGGCAGGCGCAGGUCAGGAGGGGCUGGCGGAACCCGCACAGCAGCCUCCACGUCUCUGGUCUUCUCUUUGGGUUCAGUUUUUUCUGUUUGUUUGUUUUUUUAAAUUACCUGCUUUGGGUGGGGGUUGAGGGUGGCGGGGAGGGGUCUGGGGAAGAUAAAUAGACAUAAAUAUAUAACAAUCACUUCUUGAAGAAGUGUAAUUGUAAAUAAGCCAUGUAAAAUGCCUUUUUAAAAUUUAAUUUUAUAGCUGGCUCCCAUUGAAAAAGUGAGGAUUUAUACACGAGGUCACGUCUUUGGUUGGCAGAUGCAGGAACUCGGCUGAGACACAGCUGAAGGAUAUCACCUCCCAGACACCGGGCCAGGAGGCAGCGGGGUGGCCCCGGCCCUGGCUGGCUCUGCCCCCGCACGCUCUCACCCCAGCCCCCCACCUGCCACUCCCCCAGGGGCUCGCUACACACAGCCCCGGCUCAGGACUGCGAUUCUGCCCUUCCUCGUGGGGAACUUGGCCAGGGUCUCCCGGGGGCUGUGCCUGGGUCACCAGCUGCUCUUCUCGCACUGGUUUCUGGGGGCGUUCCUUUGUCCCCAUUGUUAACUGCGGAGCAGGUGAACCCAGGAGGAUUCGUCCAGGGAGCAGGUGCCGCCUGUGUGUCGCGGGUCACGUGGGACUCAGGUGAGCCCGAAUCAAAGCUAUUAAAUUAGACCAACAAAGCCCCAGAACACACAGCCCACAGCCCCACCCCCGCCCAGGGCGGGCUUCUGGAAGUCGGAUUCUAAAUUGUGUUUGAAUUUGUGCCUCUGUUUUGCCCUGAGCCAAAGCCCUUAAAAUCGUAGUCCCCGAGGAACUGCAGAAUUUUGGGACGUGCCAGUCUCCCUCCCCUGUGAAGCGUGUGUAGAUUUUAUGAUCCGGAGCGGUUUCUCAAGAGGACUGCCUAUUUUUUUUAAUUGCCUUGUUUGCCUUCAACUUCCUUACUUUUCAUGGUUUACAUAGGUGUGUGUGCAGGGCUCCUGUGCGUGUGUGUGUGUGUGUGUGUGCGUGUGGGUUGGGGUUUUCUCCGUUGCAUGUGUCGGGACCGUGGACAUAUGAUCCCCACACGCUGUGGGAGUGAUUGGCCAGGCCUUGGUUUUGUUUUCGCUCACGUUCUCGUUCUUGUGAAGAGUAGAGUGGCGUUUAGGAAAUGAACUGCUCUGUAACGCUCUUACCGGCUCGGAUGAGAGAGCAGGCGCCUGCCCUUGAGCGCGCUGGUAAGUCGGAGCCCACGUUGAACAGCGGCUGAGGCACUUCAGGCUUUGAAGCCCUGGCAAGGGGACAUGACGCGCGCAAGUCCAGUCGCCGUUCCUGUCUUAGGUGCACAGAGCAGUAAAGGCCCCGCCCCCGCCCUGUGCCAGCCUUGGUGCGCCCUGUCCUGCUCACUCACCGCUUGGGCCGCUGAUGGCCACGAGUCGCUCGCAGCCGGGUCACUGGGAAGGAUCAGCCCGCACAGCCCCAGUCUGGUCUGGGCUGCUGUGUGUGUGAAUGUGUCUGUGUGUGUGUCUGUGUGUGUGCACAUGCAUGUUUAUGUGUGUGCUUGCACGCGUGUGCAUAUGUGCACGCACAUGCCUGCACUUUGCACACGUGUGUGAAUGUGUGAGUGUAUGUGUGCAUGAAUGCAUUGUGCACUUGUAUGUGUGUGCGUGUGUGAAUAUGCACAUGUGUGUGUGUGUGUGUGUGUGUGUAGAGCAGGGUCUUCCAGAGUGACCUCGUCUGGAGCUCCGUGGCAGCACAGCCCCCACGGCGUACAAGCCACGCUGGUGUGAGGGUGGCAGGCGGGGCCCCGUUGGCUUUGCCGGGGUGGCGUGUCUCUGUGUGCCCCGUGAGUCCUGUGUCCCCACGCUGAAUGCUGCGUGGGUCGUGGGAGGGAAGGGCACGCAGCCAGGCACUGUGUGCUGCCCGGAGCCCGCACUUCUCACCCGAAAAAGCAGCAGCCCCUCAAGGCUACCGCUGGGCGGCCCUGGUCAGUCUGGUUGCUGUGUGCGGGGAGGGGCUCCCCCUCGCAGGCCGGCAGGUCUCUGUCGGGCGGGGGGAGCAGCCGAGCCGAGCGCCCCCGUCGCUGCGUUGUUCUGAGCUUGCUCUCGCGUUUUAAGAGGUGCCAGGGGUACAUUUUUGCACUGAAAUCUAAAGAUGUUUUAAAAAAAAAAAACACUUUUCACAAAAAUAGUCCUUUGUCAUUACAUUUAUUUACCCAUGUGUUUGUACAUUUUUGUAUGUUAAUUUAUGAAUGAUUUUUUCAGUAAAAAAUACAUACUCAAGAACCAA